AUGAAUUGUUAUGAUUUACUAGGGGCUGCAUUUGGGGCAGUGAAUGGUCUUCGGCUAGGAUUGAAGGAAACUCAGAACAUGGCCUGGUCCAAACCAAGAAAUGUACAGAUUUUGAAUAUGGUGACGAGGCAAGGGGCACUUUGGGCUAAUACUCUAGGUUCUCUGGCUUUGCUCUAUAGUGCAUUUGGUGUUAUCAUCGAGAAAACACGAGGUGCAGAAGAUGACCUCAACACAGUAGCAGCUGGAACCAUGACAGGCAUGUUGUAUAAAUGUACAGGUAGGUACUAUUGAGUGGAGCGCUUUCUUUUAAUACAUUUGAAGUAUGCUUUUGGCAGUCCAUGGUUUU
Otolemur garnettii (small-eared galago) is the source of this 346-nucleotide messenger RNA. RefSeq names its product mitochondrial import inner membrane translocase subunit Tim23. Bases 1 to 291 code for a protein of 96 amino acids. The record is from RefSeq and is a predicted model, not a curated record. Lineage: Eukaryota; Metazoa; Chordata; Mammalia; Primates; Galagidae. The transcript is spliced from 3 exons. Gene Ontology annotation, molecular function: transmembrane protein transporter activity. Gene Ontology annotation, cellular component: mitochondrial inner membrane; TIM23 mitochondrial import inner membrane translocase complex. Gene Ontology annotation, biological process: protein import into mitochondrial matrix.